Symbiodinium necroappetens is the source of this 451-nucleotide messenger RNA. Lineage: Eukaryota; Dinophyceae; Suessiales; Symbiodiniaceae. The record is from the annotation of a GenBank genome assembly.
AUGAGGCUGAAGAUCAACGACAACCCGAACAAGGAGUUGGGAGAGGCCCUGCUGGAGUCCGGCCCUCUUGCAGCGGGUGCUUUGCCCGGUGUUGGUGGAGCGAGCGAAGCCGGAAGCAGGGCGGUGCUCGAGGACAAGAUGGAGGAAAUCCUUAAAGAGGCCGGCGACGCACGCAAGUUCAGCAUAUCUUUGGCCCACCUCGAAUACAGCGACGACCUGGUAACCCAAAUGAAGAAGCACAGUGUCAAACUCGAGACCAUCUAUGCCAAACUCCAGGAUUUGCGGAAACGUGGUGUGAAAAACAACGCGAGCUAUGAGAAGUUCUACGGCAUCUACGAGGCUAUGAGCCAGUGGUACAAAAGAACCGUGGCCGCCAAAGCCCUGCAGUCGGGACUCAAGAAGAAGAAGUCAAAAAAAAACAAGAAGGGUGAGAAAGACACCCCAGCCAAGA